AGCACUGCGCACGGCGUUCGCCCCUGAGUCCCGGCGGGAGCGGGCAGAAUCGGUGGAUGUAGGGCCGCGGCGCCUGACAUGGCUUCGGCGGGAGGCGGCGGCUGCGAGAGCGCCGCGCCCGAGGCCGAUCGUCCCCAGCCGCGGCCGUUCCUCAUCGGCGUGAGCGGCGGCACCGCUAGCGGCAAGUCAACUGUGUGCGAGAAGAUCAUGGAGCUGCUGGGACAGAACGAAGUGGACCGCCGGCAGCGCAAGUUGGUCAUCCUGAGCCAGGACUGCUUCUAUAAGGUUCUGACGGCCGAGCAGAAGGCCAAGGCCCUGAAAGGACAGUACAAUUUCGACCACCCAGAUGCUUUUGAUAAUGAUCUGAUGCACAAGACCCUGAAAAACAUUGUUGAAGGCAAAACUGUCGAGGUCCCCACCUAUGAUUUUGUGACCCACUCAAGGUUACCAGAGACCACAGUGGUCUACCCAGCUGAUGUGGUUCUGUUCGAGGGCAUCUUGGUUUUCUACACUCAGGAGAUCCGGGACAUGUUCCACCUGCGCCUCUUUGUGGACACAGACUCUGAUGUCCGGCUGUCUCGAAGAGUUCUCCGGGACGUGCACCGAGGGAGGGACCUGGAGCAGAUUCUGACCCAGUACACCACCUUCGUGAAGCCAGCCUUUGAGGAGUUCUGCCUGCCGACCAAGAAGUAUGCUGACGUGAUCAUCCCUCGAGGGGUAGACAAUAUGGUUGCCAUCAACCUGAUUGUCCAGCACAUCCAGGACAUUCUCAAUGGUGACCUGUGCAAGCGGCACCGAGGAGGGCCCAAUGGGCGCAACUACAAGAGGACCUUCCCUGAACCGGGAGAGCACCCUGGAGUGUUGGCCACUGGCAAGCGCUCACACCUGGAGUCUAGCAGCAGGCCCCACUGAGACCAGCAUAUGUAGGUUCCCCACAGACCCAUGAUUAAGGGUCUGGGCCUGGGGACAACCACUUGCUCUUAAAAGCACAGUCAGGGAUUCCUCUCAGCGUGACCUAGGACCAAGGCCUGCCUUACUUGGGAGGGCAGAUUCAUGCUGACAGAGCAUUCCAGUGUCCUCCGCUUCCUCUCAUUGGAGGAGCCAGUAGGUCUUUGGGUCACUGAGAAGUGUCCCAGACUACACAGAAAGCCCAUGGUGCCAGCUUCCAGAGGGAUGCAGGACAUACAUUAUGGGGCUGCUGGGGAAACAGCCCUGGCACUGGCUGGCCUGGUGUUGGCAGUAAACCACAGUGACGUGCUUCCCAGUAUUAUGUGGUUCGUGUCCGUGUUGCAGAAGGAAAGUUUGAAGAUAUGUCAUAUAUCCUUAUUGUUUUGUGGCAGGCUGUUUGUGACCUGUGAACCUAGUUUAACAACCUACCACUGGACUAUAGUCCAGUCUAAGGAGCUUGAGGCAGCAAAGAACCCUAAGUCUCUCCACCUGAAGCCAAGUGGCAUCACACUAAUAUAAAGGACUCCUAGGUAUCCUGGGGGCCUGGAUUGUGAGACAGCAGCCCUCAGGUCUCCUGUGGCUGUAGUGUCUUCACAGUUCUGCAGGAAGCCUUGAGUGCCAGUGUCUGUACAACUACUUGGUACAGUUCAUGAUUAGCAUGCCAGGGUAGGCUAUCUAUCUCCAGCCAGGGGAGCACGGAAGUGCAGAGCAGUCAUGUGAACAUGGCUGCCCGAAGCUGGCGUUGUGCACGCUGAACCUGAGCUCACGGCUUCACAAUGGUCCAUCUAUGAUGUCAUGGGAUGGCCCUUUCUGGAAGUGUCCUUGGCUGUUGUCACAGGUGGUGGCGCACACUCAUCUGUCCUUGCUAAAUACCACUGUGGUUCCCACUUGUGACAGCAGCUGAGCUGCACUGAGCUCGGGGCUGGUUUCUGUUAGUGCUGUACUAGUUUUGUUGAACUGAAACCCCUCUUUGGAGGAAGAAUCAAUAAAUAACACUAA
Messenger RNA from Chionomys nivalis (European snow vole), 1947 nucleotides. RefSeq names its product uridine-cytidine kinase 1 (gene Uck1). Bases 79 to 912 code for a protein of 277 amino acids. The transcript is spliced from 7 exons. The record is from RefSeq and is a predicted model, not a curated record. Gene Ontology annotation, cellular component: cytosol; cytoplasm. Gene Ontology annotation, molecular function: ATP binding; kinase activity. Lineage: Eukaryota; Metazoa; Chordata; Mammalia; Rodentia; Cricetidae.